AUGGCUUUCCCAAACCGCCUUCUCAACCCUUUAACGUGGCGCCACGUUGGCCUUGGCCUCACAACCACCGUCUUCGCCCUGGGAAGCUUGGCCAUCCUCGCACCACCCGUUGCUGCGGAAUCUCUUGGGGUCAUACCUACCACACCAGAAGGCAAGUCCAUAACCGAAAAAGCAAUGAUAUUCCUGGGUAUACGAGACUUGGCGGCUGCAGGAGCGCUGUUUUGGUUCUUUCACAAGGGGAAGAUGGAGGAGAUGGGGGUUUUGACAACGGCGUGGACUCUUGUAUGCGUGACGGAUACAUGGGUUGCCACGCAGGGACCGAGAGGAUGGGAUAAGGGAAUUUGGACGCUUUGUGGGGGAGCGGUAGUGGUUGCGUUUGUGGGUUUGGGUCUAUUGCAAUCUUGA
Molecule: messenger RNA, 405 nt
Organism: Sclerotinia sclerotiorum 1980 UF-70
Lineage: Eukaryota; Fungi; Ascomycota; Leotiomycetes; Helotiales; Sclerotiniaceae
Exons: 1
Coding region: 1-405 (134 amino acids)
Source: RefSeq, a predicted model, not a curated record